UUUGAACGGAGUAAAGCGGGCUUGAAAACAGUCGGGAGGGAAACAAAGAGAGAGCGAACAUCCUGCUGUUAUCGGAUGUGAAUAACUACAUAACUUGAUUAUUUUUCGAUCAGAGCAACUUUGCGCUUUCAUACGGCCUCCGCCAUGUCUCACAAACAGAUCUACUACUCUGACAAAUAUGACGAUGACAAAUACGAAUACAGACAUGUAAUGCUGCCCAAAGACAUCGCAAAACGUGUACCCAAGACCCACUUGAUGUCCGAGACCGAGUGGAGGAACCUGGGGGUCCAGCAGAGCCAGGGAUGGGUGCAUUACAUGAUCCAUCAACCAGAACCUCACAUCUUGCUGUUCCGGCGCCCUCUGCCUAAUCCAAAAUCUUAAAGGUAUUUUUCGGGUCCUGCAAAGCUCAGCCUUUACGUGCCUCCGAUCAGAGUUCCCAUCAUGCUGUCAAACCGUUGGAUCGAAUCUCUGUGCUGACGAUGCCGGACCUGGAGAUGGACUAUCAUUUAUGAACAAUGGAUGUGGAGUGAACGUGUUGGAGAGGAAAAAAAUAAAAAAAAGGAUUGGCCUUUAUGUAAGAAAAGGAAUCUCCAACAACACGUCGUCCGACGCAUUCAAACCCUUUUUGACUUUUUAAAACGGCUUCAGCGUCUGCUUGGAUCUGCAGUUUAGUAGAGCGAUUGCUAUAGUGUGGUGAGCGAAGCACAUGAUCGUGACUAGAUUAGUUUGACUCGAGCUGACCUGUAGCUGCUUGGUUGUGUGAGACUGUAAAUUGACAUUUAACACAUGAUAAUCUGCAACAUUCCUGUUUUGAACUAAUUAGAUUUUUCUUUUUUUCAUUCUGCUUUAGAGAAUUUCACUUCACUUGGUCUGAAUGUACCAACGAGCUGCUCAGUAUUUAUGAAUUGUGUUGCCCUUCUAAAAAAAAAAUUAAAACUUAAAAUUUU
Molecule: messenger RNA, 947 nt
Organism: Poecilia latipinna (sailfin molly)
Lineage: Eukaryota; Metazoa; Chordata; Actinopteri; Cyprinodontiformes; Poeciliidae
Gene: cks1b
Product: CDC28 protein kinase regulatory subunit 1B
Exons: 4
Coding region: 145-381 (78 amino acids)
Molecular function (GO): cyclin-dependent protein serine/threonine kinase regulator activity
Source: RefSeq, a predicted model, not a curated record